Molecule: messenger RNA, 2861 nt
Organism: Micromonas commoda
Lineage: Eukaryota; Viridiplantae; Chlorophyta; Mamiellophyceae; Mamiellales; Mamiellaceae
Exons: 2
Coding region: 1-2766 (921 amino acids)
Biological process (GO): phosphorylation; phosphorelay signal transduction system
Cellular component (GO): membrane
Molecular function (GO): phosphorelay sensor kinase activity
Source: RefSeq, a predicted model, not a curated record
AUGACGACCGACGCGCCGGGCUCGGAGUCGCUGCCGCGCGUCAAGGCGAAGCACGUGUUCCUGCUCUUCGCGCUCUUCGCUUUCGUCAACACCAGCCUACGCAGGGUCUUCUCCCCCAAGGAUGGCUUGGCCGACAGCAUCAGCCUGCCCGACGGCUCUUCCAGCGACGGCAUCGAGCGCGACCACGCGUUCGCGGCGAUGAUGCUGUUCGGAGCCGCGUUCAUGUUCAACAUGAACGCGGCGAUGUGGUCGCUGCACGUCACGAAGACGUCGCUUAACCUGCAGGUGGCGUACAUCAGCGCGGUCGCGGCGUGGACCCACUACGAGAUGUGGCUCGGUAAGGAUUGGUACGUCUCCUACAUGGGAUCGCGGUUCAUGGGGGGCAACGCGGUGGCCUUCUCCGGGUUGAGGCAGCUCGAGUGGUGCUUCACGACGCCGAUCCUGCUGACGAUCGUCCAGAACAUCCACGCGUACGCGUUCGCCGCGGCGGGCACGAGCGACAAGGGCAAGCGAAAUCCCGCGACGUACCAACCGGUUAACCGAGCCGUGCUCAUCGCCGCGGACGAGUGCAUGCUGCUCUGCGGCUUGGUGCUCCCCUUGGCGUCGGGCGUCGAGCGCGCCGUCUUUCUCACCGCGGCCGUCGCGUGCUUCGUCUUCAUCAUCUAUCACAGCGUCCACGCGCUGCUCGACGUGAUGACCUUCAGCGAGUUGUCCCACAUGGACAGCGCGAGGCUCACCGCCAUCGUCGCGCUGAAGGUUAUCGCGUGGAGCGGGUACCCCAUCACCUACUUUGCCACAGAGUUUGGAUACAUCGACUGCAAAACCCAGCACGACUGGUACCUGUACAACGACGUCAUCACCAAGUUUUCGUACACCUUGAUCAUCUCCGCCGGGUCCCUGCGGUUCAUCGAGGUGCUGGAGGAGAGGCGCAAGGCGUUUGCGAUUCAGAUGUCGCGCGUGCAGCGAGCGUUCUUCUUCAACAUCACGCACGAGCUUCGAACCCCGCUCAACUCCAUCAUCGGCUUCAACACCCUCGCCAUGGAGUCCGGCGAGCUCACCGAGUUCACCGAGUCGUUCAUCAAGGCCUCGCUCACCAGCGCCGAAGCGCUGUUGGGUCUCAUCAACCAGAUUCUCGAUUUCGCCAAGUUUGAGGGCGCCAAGGACAAGUCCGGCGGAAGCAACGCCACCAUAGAGCUCUCCGACGACGUGUUCACCCUCCGACAACUCGUCGAGCAGGUGAUGGACAUCUCGCAGAAGGCGUCGAGCAGGGGCGUGGACCUCAUCUUCUCCAUCACGUCUCCCGAGCACUUCAACACCAAGCUCGUGGGUGACUUUUUCCGUCUCAGGCAGUGCUGCGUCAACCUGGUGGACAACGCCAUCAAGUACAGUUCGAACGUGAACGGCAGGACCGCGCUGGUGGAGUUCUCCAUGGGCAUCGCCCCGGGCGCCAAACCCGACAGCCUCGCCAUCACGUUCGCCGUGGAGGAUAACGGCGUGGGCAUCAAGCUCGAGAAGCAGCACACCCUCUUUGUCCCGUUUUGCCAACCCGCGGAUCACAAGACGGCGAAGGAGAAGGGAACCGGCCUCGGGUUGGUCAUCACCAAGGCCAUCAUCGAGUGCAUGGGAGGGGACAUCGACUUCGAGUCCGUGGAGGGCACGGGGACCAAGUUUUUCUUCACCCUGGACUUUGAGCGAGCCAGGGAGGCGAGCAUCGACGGCGGCGACGACGCGGAUUUCGUCGAGGAUGCCGCGCAGCUCGAAGCCCUGCCUCCCAAGGCCAGGGUGGUGUUCCACCCGGCGAUGAACGAGAGCACGCGUAAGCACGUCACCUGCAUCAUGAAGUGCUUCGGGGCGAAACCCGGCGUCAACUACGUCACCGUGCCGGGCGAGGAUACGCUCAAGGAUAAGAUACGACAGGCUUCGCUGCUGGGCGUCCCGGUGGUGUUGACGGACGUCAUCAACCUCAACUCGAGCCUCGAUUUCAUCAAGGCGACCCCGCGGGCGGGGAUCAUCAUCUUCGGACUGCCGUACCAGCUCAUGGAACUGCACAAGAACAUUUCGGACAUGCGGAACGUCCAGACGGUGCUCAAGCCGGUUAAGCCCUCCGAUUUGUUGAAGGCUAUCGCCAAGCUCACGCAUCAGGGCGCCACCAGGGAGAUUGACUUCCUCAACGACACAACCGACUCUGAGGAUGGCGCGGUGCAGAAACGACUGGAGCACGCGGAGAUCAAGGCUGCGGAGAACGCGCUGAUCAAGGUGGAACCGCCUGAUGUGGCGGAAGGUACCGGGGAGCUCAAGGGGAUGACGGUGCUUCUCGUGGAGGACAACAUCAUGAACCAGCAGAUGGCCAAGUUUUCCAUCCUCAAGUGCGGCGCGGACCUGGAGAUCGCCAUGCACGGGCAGGAGGCUGUGGACAUGGUGACGGCGAGGUUCGAUCAGGGUAAACCCGGGUACGACUGCAUCCUGAUGGACAUGAUGAUGCCCAUCAUGGACGGAGCCACGGCGACGACGGAGAUUCGCGCGUUGGAACAGAGGAGGAGGCUGACGCCGCAGACCAUCGUGGGACUGAGCGCAAACGUGGGACCCGAGUACACCGCUCGGGUCAAGGCGGCUGGCAUGGACGGCAGCAUGUCCAAGCCCUUCUACCCGGCCACGCUGCGAAACACGCUGCUGAACGUCAAGAAGGGCACGUACGUCGGGUUCGGGUCCAGCCGCCUGAGCAUCGACCGCAUCCACACGACCAUCGAGGAGAAGCCGGGCAACUGAAUUUUCACGUCGCACGAUGAUUUGGGGUUGACUGAUACCUUCGUGGGAUAUCACAAUACUGAUUGUCAAUACGUAUUAUUUACAUAAUAUCGCUU